Messenger RNA from Thrips palmi, 857 nucleotides. Its product is annotated as troponin C-like. The transcript has 7 exons. NCBI's taxonomy places the organism in Eukaryota, Metazoa, Arthropoda, Insecta, Thysanoptera, Thripidae. Gene Ontology annotation, molecular function: enzyme regulator activity; calcium ion binding. Bases 172 to 624 code for a protein of 150 amino acids. The record is from RefSeq and is a predicted model, not a curated record.
CUCGGCCGGCUCACUCCCCCUCGGGCCGCCGCCGCCGAGUCACCGACCGUGUUCGACGCGUGUCGCGUGUCGUGUCGCUGCCGUGUCGCUGCCGUGUCGCUCGCGUGUCCGCCGUGUCGCUGGACCGUCGCGAACCUCGAACAUCGGGGAUCCCCAACUCGAAUAAGCACCAUGGAUGACGACGAACAGAAAAUGGCAAUGCUGCGCAAAGCCUUCCAGAUGUUCGACACCACCAAGUGCGGCUCCAUCGAGACCAUCAAGAUCUCCACCAUCCUCAACACCCUGGGGCUGCUGUUCGACGACGGCGAGCUGCAGAACAUCAUCGCGGAGGUGGACUCGGACAGCGCCGGCAAAGUAAACUUCGAUGGGUUCUGCGAGAUUGCCGCCAACUUCCUGGAGGAGGAGGACAGCGAGGCGAUGCAGGAGGAGCUCAAGGAGGCCUUCAGGCUGUACGACAGAGAAGGCAACGGAUACAUCACCACCAAGACGCUGAAGGAGAUCCUCGCGGCGCUGGACGACAAGCUGGGCAAUGACGACCUCGACGGCAUCAUCCAAGAAAUCGACACGGACGGAUCGGGGACGGUCGACUUCGACGAGUUCAUGGAGAUGAUGACGGGAGAAUAGUUGGACUAGGCCGCCGAUCAUUCCCGCAGCCGUUGCAUGCCGCGUUGAUCAAGACGCGGAGAAGACAAACUACGAAAAGAGGGAAGACAGACCAAAGACCGCCAGAGGUGGCUUGAAGAGACGUGAGCCGUGGGAGCCUCCCAACCAACUGACCAAAUGAACUAAUUGCAAAUGCAUUUUGUACGUAAGAGCACGACUGUUCGAAAAUAAAUUAAAGCUAUUUUCGUAAUUAA